AUGGUUCGCAUCAUCCCGACACGUCUAAAGUCCGCUUCCUCCCUCAACAACAGCCGCAGCAACAGCCCUAGGCGGUCCAACAGCAACAGCAACUCCGUCUCCAACACGGCCAAUACUUCCAGCAAUAACAACACCAGCGGCACUGGCAAGUACCAGUCGCGCACUCCCUCCAGGAUGGGUAGCGAUCUUUCCGCCAAAGACAAAGACACCGGCCUGACCUUGAAGGUCGUCAUUCUGCGUUACCUCGUCCUCACUCUUGGCGAAGCCAAAGUGGUAACCCACGAAAUCCCAAAGACUCUCAACCCAGAAUGGAACGUCGUUGAGGAAAUGCCCGUCACAUCUCCCGAGUCUCUCAUUCUCGACGUCAUCUGCUGGGACAAGGACAGGUUCGGCAAGGACUACAUGGGCGAGUUUGACGUUCCUCUGGAGGAGCUCUUCACCGCCACCAAGACAGAGCAGGAACCCAAGUGGUAUUCUCUCCGAAGCAAGCGCCCUGGCAAGAAGACGAGCGUCGUCUCCGGCGAGGUCUUCCUACAGUUCACCCUCUUCGACCGCACGAACACCGCUGCUAGCCGUGAACAGAUUUUCGAAAAGUUAUCGGCCAUUGUCCAGCAGGUUCCUGUGGGCUCCCGCAACCAGACACCACUCAUGACGCCCUCUCUCACAGCGUCGCGUGGCCCCCUGGGCGAGCCAGAGGGCGCUCGGCCGGCGCCGAUUGACCCGACUGACCUAACGCCUGAUGACGAGGAAGAUGAGGAUGACGACGAUGGCGACUCUAGCCUGUCCGACGAUGAAGAAGACUCCACCAAGCCAGAGGUCAUUGAGAAGAGGAAACGUCGUCUACGUAUCAAGGGUCUCCGAAGACGGAGGAGAAAGGGCGGCAAUCAGUUCGAGUUCAACAACAGCGGCAGCGAUGUGGUCGGAGUCAUCUACCUCGAGAUCCUAAAUAUUACCGAUCUUCCCCCGCAGCCAAGCGCCACUCGAACGACUUUUGACAUGGACCCCUUCGUCGUCGCUUCCCUGGGCAAGAAGACGUACCGGACGAAACGAGUGCGCCAUAACCUGAACCCAGUCUUCAACGAGAAGAUGGUGUUUCAGGUUCAAGGACACGAACAGUCAUAUUCAUUCAACUUCACCGUCAUUGACCACGACAAGUACUCCUCCAACGACUUUGUAGCCGAUUGCAACCUCUCCAUCAAGGAACUGAUCGACAACGCCCCCAAGGCCGAUCCUAGCACAGGUCUCUACCAGUUGCGGGAACCCGCCGAACACACGCCGGUUGCCCAGCAUCGCUCUCGGUUCCGCAAGCUCGGCGUGUCGCGAACCUCUUCUUCGCAGAGCCUUAGUAGAAUGGUCCGGCCCUCUCUCUCCAAGCAAGCUAGUGCCGCUUCGGGCAUCUCUCAGCUAGGAACCCCUUCGCCACCGCCUGCUCCGGCCCAAUCUCUGAACCCCGAGUUCUUGAGCCCUGAGCAGGCCAUCGCCGGCGCCGGCGCCGACACGGCCGAUAUUGAAAGCGACGACAUUCACUUUUUGGAUUUCCAGUUGCCCCUCAAGAUGAAAGAGGCCGACAAAUGGGAGGCCAAGCACAGCCCGACGCUGUUCGUCCGCGCUAAAUUCGUGACCUACCCGGCUCUGCGACAACAGUUCUGGCGCUCCCUGUUGCGACAGUACGACACGGAUGAGAGCGGCCGUAUCAGCAAGGUUGAGCUCACGACCAUGCUGGACACUCUCGGCUCGACACUGCGCGAGUCGACAAUUGACAGCUUCUUCCAGCGGUUCCCCCACAAGGCCAACGAUGAAUCCGGCGAGGACGUGUAUGAUUUGACAAUGGAUGAGGCUGUCAUCUGCUUGGAAGACCAACUGGAGGCUAAGAGCCGUCCACAAAUUAACCUUGCAGACAAGGUCAAGGGGGUCCUCGCCGAUGCGGACAAGGCGGGCAAGAACCUUCUUCACCUACCGACUGCAGAGGGAAAGGAGAACAACCCACAAGUCUCGGCCCAGAACCAGGGCAGCGCGGGCUUCUCCUCCGAAUCGACCAUCAUCGUCCCUGAACUCACCAAGUCGGGCGAGGAAGGAGAUAUCUUUACACAGGACGACCUCGCCGAAGACCGCAGUGGCGAGGAACACGUGGUUGAGAUCAGAGAGUGUCCCAUCUGCCAUCAGCCGCGACUUCACAAGCGCAAGGAUACCGACAUCAUCACGCACAUUGCCACGUGCGCCAGCCAGGACUGGCGCCAAGUGAACAAUUUGGUGAUGGGAGGGUUCGUUACCUCAAGCCAGGCACAACGCAAGUGGUACUCUAAGGUCCUCACCAAGAUCUCGUACGGAGGCUACAAGCUCGGUGCCAAUUCGGCCAACAUUCUCGUGCAGGAUCGGAUCACAGUUCGGAAAAUGCUGAAGAGCAUGAGCGUCAAGCAAGGCAAGAAAUUCGACGACCCUGCCUCCAAGGCGGAGAUUCCCAAGUUCAUCCAGUUCCAUCGACUAGACAUGUCGGAGGUCCUCCGGCCCCUCGAAGACUUCAAGAACUUCAAUGAGUUUUUCUACCGAGCGCUCAAGCCCGGCGCCCGCCCCUGUUCUGCUCCGGACCAUCCUGGUAUCGUUGUCUCGCCAGCCGACUGCCGUAGCGUCGUGUUCAACAGCGUGGAUCACGCCACUACCGUAUGGAUCAAGGGUCGCGAGUUUUCCGUCAAGAGACUCCUGGGCGACGCGUAUCCAGAGGAUGCGAAGCGGUACGAAAACGGCGCGCUGGGCAUUUUCCGUCUUGCGCCACAGGACUACCACCGCUUCCACAUCCCUGUAGACGGACGAUUGGACAAGCCGAAGCUGAUUGCGGGCGAAUACUAUACGGUCAACCCCAUGGCCAUUCGUUCGGCCCUCGACGUGUAUGGCGAGAAUGUGCGAGUUGUCUGCCCCAUUGACAGUCUCAAGCACGGCCGCGUCAUGGUCAUCUGUGUCGGAGCCAUGAUGGUGGGCAGCACGGUGAUUACGCGCAACGAAGGCGACGAGGUCAAGCGCGCAGAAGAGCUCGGUUACUUCAAGUUUGGCGGCAGCACCAUUGUGCUUCUCUUUGAGGAGGGCAAGAUGCGAUUCGACGACGAUCUGACGGACAACUCGGCUGGCGCGCUCGAGACCUUGGUUCGCGCGGGCAUGUCCAUCGGUCACUCGCCCGACGAGGCGCAGUGGACUCCUGAUAUGCGCAAGAAUGACGAGGACAUCACGGAUGCCGAGAAGAAGGAGGCUAAGCGGCGCAUCCAAGGCAGCAUGGGAGAGGAAUCAUCGAGCGGAGAUGAGACGCCGGCGGCACGGCCGGACGUGCAGACAAUUGCGGCGUCCACAAUGUAG
This is a messenger RNA of Verticillium dahliae VdLs.17, 3342 nucleotides long. Its product is annotated as C2 domain-containing protein. NCBI's taxonomy places the organism in Eukaryota, Fungi, Ascomycota, Sordariomycetes, Glomerellales, Plectosphaerellaceae. The transcript has 4 exons. Gene Ontology annotation, biological process: phospholipid biosynthetic process. The coding region runs from base 1 to 3342 and encodes 1113 amino acids. Gene Ontology annotation, molecular function: calcium ion binding; phosphatidylserine decarboxylase activity. The record is from RefSeq and is a predicted model, not a curated record.